Molecule: messenger RNA, 2667 nt
Organism: Torulaspora delbrueckii
Lineage: Eukaryota; Fungi; Ascomycota; Saccharomycetes; Saccharomycetales; Saccharomycetaceae
Gene: SEC15
Product: Rab GTPase-binding exocyst subunit SEC15
Exons: 1
Coding region: 1-2667 (888 amino acids)
Biological process (GO): exocytosis; intracellular protein transport; Golgi to plasma membrane transport
Cellular component (GO): exocyst; membrane
Source: RefSeq, a predicted model, not a curated record
AUGAUGGAUCAGGAGGGUCCAUACCCACUAUCACAGGAGUUUCAAAGGGUGCUGCUAUCGACAGCACCUUCAACACUAUCACCGAUACUGGAUAGCGAGCAUGAUAUAACACCUCAGAACAGGAAGGCACAGACAGACGAUGACCUCUUUGACUUAGAAACACAGACAUUCGAGAAAUGGGUCCCCUUCCUGAGGCAAAGUGUUGAUAAAGAAGUUUUAGGUCAAGUUAGUGAGGAGUUACGCAAUUCGAUAGACGACAACUUUGAGGGUCUCGAGACUCAAUUUUUGCAGGAUUCGCAAGUGAGUGAUAAGUUGAAGAAUUCGAUUGGACAAGUGGCUAGAAUCCAGGAUUUGAUUGACCACUCAUUGUUACAGGAUGUUAAUGAUUUACAAGAGAAACUAACUGCUUCUACAAAUGAAGUGAUAACAAAAAAGCAGAUUUAUAUUAAUAACAAGAAGACUUCAUUGAAGAUUUCCGAAGCCACUAUUUUGAUUAACAAAGUACUUCAAAUUUUAGAACUGUCGAACAAAUGUCAAGAGCUAAUUGUUGAAGCAGACUUUUUCAAGGCUUUACAGAAUUUGGACAGUUUGGAGAAGAUAUAUUUGCAGGAGUUCAAGAAUUACAAUUUCCAAUUUUUGAGAGAGAUAUAUGGAUCAAUACCAUUUCUCAAGAGUACAAUCAAAGAUGAGUGCAUAAAUCUGAUAAGAAACUCAUUCAACUCAAACCUGGGGAAGAACCUAAGCGACGUUGGGGAGACUGUUUUCAAAGUUUACAAUGAAGAGUUGGUCCCCAUGUGGCUGGAGAAGAGGGACUCGAUGAAGCUCACAAGCUUCAAAUUCAAUUCCCCCGUAGAAAUAUCUAUGAGGGAUGAAGUUACGUUGAAGAAAACCGAUCUGGAGAACUUCUUUCAUUUAGAUGAGUUUCAUGAUUCAAUCCUCAUAUUUAAGAGUCUUGGCGAGCAAGACUAUCUAAUAUCAGAGUUCACCAAGGAGUACAAUUUCCGAAAGAUAAAAUUAACUGACCCUUUAUCCUAUAAAAAGUCCCCACCAAGCAGCCAUAAACCAGGCGACUUAUCAAAUGACCCUUUUGCUCAACUAUUGACUAUGGAUAACUUGAAGGAAUUUUUCUUGAAGGUUUUAGGCUUUCUACUUUAUGACAUUAGCCUACAAAGAUCUACCGAUUUUAUUUUUGUUGAGAAUAACUACAAUGCUACUAACGAGUUCUGGGAUGGAUUGAUGAGCAGACUAGAACCUUAUUUAAGGUUCUUUAUAACUGAGAAACUACAAACUGAGGAAGAGUUAAGUGCUUUCAAAGAUUUUGCAUGUGUUUACGUCGCAAUACUGGAAAAUUACAAGCUUAACAUUGAACCUCUCUCUAAGAUUCUGAGAUCACUGUUCCUCAAAUUUUGUCACAUUGCGACAACUGCAUUUAAACAAGAAUUUGACGUUUUACUCAAUGAUGAUGAUUUUAUGCCGUUAACUAUAAAUGAUCGCCACCUGUAUGAAAAGGUCUUGAAAAUAUGUUGGAUGAAGGAAGAUGAACUAGUGAAAUGUCAGGAUGCUGCGACAAAUGAAAACGGAGAGUUCUUUGUUACUUUACCAUUUUCACCGCUGUAUCCAAUGACAUGUACUCUAAUCAAGAAAACGUAUACCAAACUCACAUACUUUAUUGGGUUUUUUUACCGCCAUGACCUACACAAAUUGAGUAACACUCUGGUUGCCACUAUAGAUACAAUCUUCAGUAAAGUUGUCAAUGAAAAGAUUCGGGCAAAACUAGAUACAACAUCAAGAGAGGAGAUUGCUCAAAUUCUUAUCAACCUUGACUAUUUCAUCAUAGCGGCAAAGGAGUUCAGCCACCUGAUGUCUAAGGAAAACAUAGUACAGAACCCUACAAUUGAAAUAAGACUCUCGUCGAUCAAGAAAUAUGUGGAGAGUAGAAAGUAUGCUGAAACGAAGUUGAUUGAGUUGAUCGAUACCAAAGUGUCAGAUAUUUUAGAGACUGUUGAACUGGAUUGGAAUGCCACAACAGUUAGGACAGAGCCCGAUAUCUCAAUCAUAGAUAUUGCACAGUUUCUAGAAAUGAUGUUUUCUUCUACACUGGUCAACCUUCCUUAUAGUGUCCAGACAUUACUGAUUUUCCGAGAGUUUGACUCUUUGACGAGGCAGUUCUUAGACGUUCUUUUGCAUGGUACCCCGGCACAUAUCUCGCAAGAAAGUGUUCUCAACUUCGAGGUUGACAUGCGAUAUCUGGAGAGCAUAAUUCCCAGAAUUUUCCCAACGUCUGGUGAUGAAAGUCCCAACAAUAGCAGCGAAUUGCAAUCACCAAUGACCGCAGCAUCCCCAACUAUCACAGGAUUCGGUCGCUCGACAAACUCCAUUGAAAACAAUAUCAAGUCCCUGGAGGCCACAUUUACCGAACUAAAGCAAUGUAUCGAGCUAUUGAAACAAGAGAACUUUACUGAAUAUGCAGACCCUGAAAUUAGACCAAGAAAAUAUCCCAGAGUCAAACCUGAGGAUGCCAGCAUCCUAAUACGCAAAGCUCAAGUGCACUCUUCCAGUGCAACUGCUUUGGAAGAUGAUAGCCGUGGCUCGUUGGGCGCGGACUCUAGCGGUCGGGAUCUAAGCUCUAACAGCAGCAGGAUUGCCAAGUUUUUCAAUAGAUAUUAG